AUGCGCUAUUCCCUUCGAGCAAAAGCCAAACCAGCCGGUUUCUACAAUGAAGACAUUAAUCCCCUGAAGCCCGAAAAAGUGACCGGUCGCAUCACCAAAAAAGCAACCGCAGCGAAAAAGGCCGUAGUUGCGAAAGCCUUGAAGGUUGGAAUGACAGCAAGAGCCGCAAAAGUUGCGAAAGCGAAGCCUAAAGACGAUAAUAUCCCCAAAGACCUUGAUAAAUCCUACGUGGAAAUAUGGAAACCUGAGGUUCUUCCACGACCGAAGAAGCAAUCGUGGAAACAUGAAGGAGACGAGUCGAUCACCGAUAUGAAGAACGUCCCACCGGGAUGGAGUUCGCACGACCCAGACCUUGAUCCUAAUGACAUUGACCGCCAGAUUAAACGAUGCCAUGAGAGGAUCGAAGCCAAUAUCAUGCCUGCUAUUUUCGAGAAGCGUUUGAAGAAAUACCUGAAAAUGAUGGCAGAUCGCGAUGAAAUGAUGGAGGAAGAAGCAGACGACCUCAGCUGGGACGUGGUUCAGCGUCUGGACGAUCUGGAACACAUAAGAGGCUGGCUCGAGGACGAUGACGACGACGAGCAACUCGUCAGCGUCGAUGCUUUAAUGAAAGCGUACACGAUUGGGGAUCUGGAGUGGAAUGCAGGUCUAGUAACUUACUGGUCAAAGGGCAAGCAACUAUGCCAACCACGCCCAUUCCAAUGGAGUGAAUUCCUAGCCAUCAGCACAAAGCACAAGGGCCAUGUUGGAUUCUGGGUUGAAGGGGUAAGUUAUCUGCGUCAUCUGAUACGAAAGGAACACACUAACGAGAGCCGACUACUGCAGGGCCCCAAAGCCGGAAAGAUUCACCUCAAGGAGAUCACGCCAAACAGCGGCACACUCAAUGGAGCAAAUAUCGAUUCGAACAGCCUACUCAGCCCUACAUCUCCAGCGGUAGGACCAACCUCACACAUCGAAAUCCGGCUCAACGACACAGUGCAAAGUCACCCAUUCAGCUACGUGAAAGACUCCGGCGCGCACAUCAUGACAAUCACAGACCGAGACUUCGCAUACCUGCACAAAGUCUCCGUCACGAGCGAUGGAUUCGACCCGAAGCCCGCCGCCUGCAUGGGCGUAACGCGCGUGCACCUAGGGACGGGCGAAGAAGCCUCCUGGAGAUCGAAGGCGCUGCAGAUCAAGUUUAAGGAUCCGGAUCAUCCCAAGCGUGGGGACUGGGAGUGGGUUCAAUGCCACUUGCGUGAGGAGAGGCAUAUGGGUUCGAAUCAUGUUCCUGGCUCGGGGACGUGUGUGCUGUACAGGGAUACGCUGCUUUGGAAGUAUGGGCCGAGGGAGGGGAUCAAUCGGAAGCCGCAGGUGCUUGGUUAG
Molecule: messenger RNA, 1362 nt
Organism: Penicillium nucicola
Lineage: Eukaryota; Fungi; Ascomycota; Eurotiomycetes; Eurotiales; Aspergillaceae
Exons: 4
Coding region: 1-1362 (453 amino acids)
Source: RefSeq, a predicted model, not a curated record